This is a messenger RNA of Cokeromyces recurvatus, 1251 nucleotides long. Its product is annotated as YjeF N-terminal domain-containing protein. NCBI's taxonomy places the organism in Eukaryota, Fungi, Mucoromycota, Mucoromycetes, Mucorales, Mucoraceae. Gene Ontology annotation, cellular component: P-body. The record is from RefSeq and is a predicted model, not a curated record. The transcript has 2 exons. Bases 189 to 1208 code for a protein of 339 amino acids. Gene Ontology annotation, molecular function: mRNA binding. Gene Ontology annotation, biological process: deadenylation-independent decapping of nuclear-transcribed mRNA; P-body assembly.
UCAAGCACAAAUAGUAAUUUUGAUCCUGCUAUUUUAUUUACUCAAUCAAAGCCCAUAUCACUUGAUCCUUCCGUUCUUUUUCAACAAGAAAAAAAGUCUACUCCUUUCCAAGAUCCUGCCAUCAUUAGUAUCACAAAUUCCCCUAAAUUUGUUCCCGAAGUUAAAAAGCCACUUUUUGGAAACAAAAAAUGAAUAAGCCUGUUAAAGAAGUUGUCAUCUUUGAAGACUAUUCUGAUUUUGAAAAGGGGAAAGCGUCUAUUAAAAAGUCAACUGAAUCGUCAGCAGAAAUAAAACAAACAAAUCCCAAGAAGGAACCGUCAAAGGACACAUCAUCUGUAGGAGCUAAUAUUCCUGCUGUUCUUAUUCCUCCUCGAGUCAGAAGAAACGGUUCUUCGAAUGACACACAACAACAGACUAAGAAAACGACAUUAACACGUUCACGAAUUUUGACAGUCGCUAGUGGUAUUGAAAUUCCUACAGUGAACUCAAAUCAGAUGGAAACUGCUAAAUUGUUCGCACGAGAAAUGGGAUUAACACAAACACAGUUUGUUGAGAAUGGUGCAUUUGGUAUAAGCGCAAUGGUUUUAAAAGCCAUUGGAGGACAUCGUCGUAUACAACCUGAAAACCAUAAUGCAGCUCCAGUGAUUGUGAUCCUUGUAGGUCCCACAGCUAUUGGUGAAUUUGGUAUUGCUGCCGCGCGUCAUUUAGCGAACCGUGGUUGUCAGGUGAUUAUCAGUUUAUUAGAAGAUUCAUAUAGUAAUUCAACCUUUGAGCAAUAUAAAGCACUUGCUAAAUUCUCUGGCGCACGCUUUGUUUCUUCAAUCAAUGAUCUUCCUGAUCCUUAUACUAUGCCCGUUGAUAUCAUUCUCGAUGCUUUGUUAGGCCCUGAAAUGUUAAAAAUCACACCUACCAUCAAAAUGCAAAUGGAUUGGGCCAAUAAUAACAAAGCUCCUGUAUUAAGUAUUGAGUUCCCUAGUGGUGUUAAUCCUAAUAAUGGUAGUGUGCCCGAUGAUUCAAGUGCUUUUAUUCAGCCUAAAUGGACUUUAUGUUUAGGCGCACCUUACAUAGGCUGUACUUCACGUAAUGUUACGGGUGAAUUAUUUUUAGCAGAUACUGGCUUACCUUUCCUUUGCUUUGAAAAAGCCGUGGGGAACUUUCAUAUUCCUUGGGGAAGUGAAUUCGUAUUAGCAUUAGAAUAUGCAUCAUAAAAUAAAAUAAUAAUAAUAAUAAUAAUAAUAAUAAUAAUAAUAA